This is a messenger RNA of Penicillium soppii, 735 nucleotides long. RefSeq names its product histidine phosphatase family protein. Gene Ontology annotation, cellular component: cytoplasm. Gene Ontology annotation, molecular function: phosphatase activity. Bases 1 to 735 code for a protein of 244 amino acids. The record is from RefSeq and is a predicted model, not a curated record. The transcript has 4 exons. NCBI's taxonomy places the organism in Eukaryota, Fungi, Ascomycota, Eurotiomycetes, Eurotiales, Aspergillaceae.
AUGCCACCAACACUUUACCUAAUUCGCCAUGGCCAAGGCGAACAUAACAUCAACAACGCUCAUCAUCUUCGUGACCCAUUAUUGACUACAACGGGAAAAGACCAAUGUCUUCAGCUUAGAAGCGAAUUUCCAUUUGCUAAAGAUGUCUCGGUUUUGCUUGCUUCUCCCCUGCAACGAACCAUUCAAACGGCAGCAUGGACCUUUGGUCCAGAGUUAGAGAGUCGCCAAUUGCCAUUCAUUCUGGUGCCCAAUGCGCAAGAAAUAAGUGGUUUCCAAUGUGACAUGGGUUGGGAUGAGGAAUAUGUCAAGGCAAAGGCCCCGGAUCUAAUCUUACAGGCUGCUCCGACUUUUGACGAGAGAAACCUGGACACAGCGCUUGUUAAUGGAAAGUGGAAUUCCAAGACAGGGAUAUAUGCUCCUACCCUGCCUGCUGUCCGCCGGCGUGCUGCCGAAUUACGACGCUGGCUCUGGAGUCGUCCUGAGAAGCACAUAGCUCUAGUAACCCACGGCGGCUUCCUACACUAUCUAAUGGAGGACUGGGCCACAUACGACAAAGCUCAUAGCACUGGCUGGCGAAACUGCGAAUGGCGACAAUUUGAAUUUACUGAGGAUUCAAAGGCAGAAGAUGCCCAUUUGACUGAAGUUGGAAACACUCAAGCAAAGAAAAAUAGACCUGCGGGCCUUGAUGCUCAUGUAAUCCAUGAGAUUGAAGAAGUUGAAAAAGCGUCUGUUUAA